CUUCAUGCAGCACUCCAGUGCGCCGGAUGGAACCGUCUUCAUUGCCGUUGGCGCCAUCCUCGGUGCUUUUGGCCUUGGUGUUUUGCUUUGGCGCAUCAUCGUCAGCUUCCUUCUGCACCGCUCUGUUCGCCGCGCCGCCUUGGCCCAGCACGAAGCCAACAGCAAGGCCAGCUUCCCGGCACCUCCCGCGCCUUUCUACAAGUAUUCCGACCACGCCUCUCCUACUGCGCCUCCCGCCGGCAGUGGCCGCGGCGCUCGCCGUACCAACCGAAACACCAUGACGCCGUCUGCCACUCCCAGCCAGUCCAACCUGUUCUUCUCGCCUACCGCUGCUGGAGCCAAUGCUCCGGGCGGCCGUGGCUCGACCUUUUUGCCCUCUGGAUUCUACGCGGCCGGAAACUCCUCGCCUGGUGGACAGCAGGGCCCUUCCAUCAGCUUGACCAACCUGCGACCGGACUCGAUGAGCCACGCCAACGGCUCAAGGAACUCGCUCAUGGGCCCUUCGCCCCCGGACUCUCCUCACUUCUCGCCCCGAAGAGACAUGAGCAGCAGCUCUGUGAACCUCAACACCCGCCAGCCGGGCCAGCGAGCCCCGAGCGCCUACCUUGAAGACUUGCUUGCCGACGAGCCUGGAAACCUUCCUCCCCCACAGAUGCCUCCCAGUACUGGCCCGAGAGGCAGCGGCAGUCCUCGGCACAGAUAUUAAUCGCCUUGUCUAGAUUUUAUUUUUUUUAUUUUGGCGCAUCUCUAAGUAAUACUAUCCCUAUCAAUAGUAUACGUAAAAUGUUUGGGUCUUUGAUAUCAAGUAUUAAAAGACUGGGGAUUCUUGGCGUCAAUGAUGAUCAGUGUAUGAUGUUUUUAUUUCUAUCUUAUUUUUUUGGUUGGCCCUUGGAGAAGAUUUGUGUAAAGCAGGCUGGGAGGGACUUGAACUUUUUUUUCCGUCAACAGCUAGAUGGAGGAUUGUGCGGCUUUGUGAACAGCUUUGUAGCAUCGUUUUUUUGGAGCGCCAUAUUUUCGAGUAUAUAGCUUUGUUGUUUUGUAACGUCAACUGCAAUACUUAAUACAUGCCGUAAUGGGCUG
This is a messenger RNA of Trichoderma virens Gv29-8, 1080 nucleotides long. RefSeq lists its product as uncharacterized. The record is from RefSeq and is a predicted model, not a curated record. The transcript has a single exon. NCBI's taxonomy places the organism in Eukaryota, Fungi, Ascomycota, Sordariomycetes, Hypocreales, Hypocreaceae. Bases 5 to 706 code for a protein of 233 amino acids. Gene Ontology annotation, cellular component: fungal-type vacuole.